This is a messenger RNA of Siniperca chuatsi (mandarin fish), 2419 nucleotides long. RefSeq names its product transmembrane protein 26-like. The transcript has 7 exons. Lineage: Eukaryota; Metazoa; Chordata; Actinopteri; Centrarchiformes; Sinipercidae. The coding region runs from base 252 to 1349 and encodes 365 amino acids. The record is from RefSeq and is a predicted model, not a curated record.
CCUUGUCAUGCAUUUAACAGCUCCUCAUUGGUUCUGGAUCUACCCAGCAGCGCCGUUACCCUUCACUAUCUGAUCCCCGGUCAGGUAAAACCGGAUGGGACUUUCUUUCUAGGCGGGGCUUAAACUUUAGGGACUUUGUUCGAAAAACUGCAUCCAACAAUUUUUUUUUCACAGUUGAAGCAGCGACUCUCAAGGAUCGUAACUUUCAGGAACAACGGGAAAGCGUCUGUGCACAAUAACCAGCCAGCGUGAUGGGCUUGUUCAAGUUUAUAUGUGCGAUUAUUACUAGAGCGUUAUUUAUCCUCGUCUCUCUGGCCGGGGUCUGGAGGGUGACGUGGGUGAAGAAAGAUCACAAUUACUGGUUCCUGACUUUCCUCUUUCUGCCGCUUGUUGUUGAAAUGAUAAUAACACUGAAGAGCCGAAAGGGACAAGAUUACAAAUGGUUUUCUCCUCCUAUCUUUCUGUUUCUCAUCAGUAUCAUUCCCUCCAUCUGGCUCUUGGAGCUCCACCACCAGCAGAACAAAGCCAGCGACCCUCAGUGCAAAAAGCUCGACUCUUGGGAGAAUGUGCGUAGAGUGAUUACUCUGAACGAGACCCUGGGAAACAUCACCACAUACCAGAACUACCUGAAGCCCUGCAGUUGCCUGACCUUCCUCGCCCACUCACUCACCUGCGUUCGUUACCACGAACCUCAUGCCUAUAACUCCAAGCCGGACCCCGCACCUGAACCUGCCUGCCUACCUGCAUACUUGCCUAAUAUUAACGAGGCGUUAUCAGCUGUCUGUUCCAAUGACUGGAUCCUGGCUCUUCAUCAGAUCCUGCUCAUCCUCCUCAUCGUGGGGAAGUGGCUUCUCCCCGUGGGAGGUGGAGUCACGCGGGAUGAGCUCUCGCAGCUUCUCCUAAUUUUUGUUGGCACUGCGGCAGACAUUCUCGAAUUUACCAGUGAGACGCUGUCAGAUGUCAAAGAGAACAGCCCUGAGCUGGUUUACAUAAUCUUAGCUGUAUGGACUUGGAGCAUGUUGCAGUUCCCUCUACAUCUGGCCGUGGUGAACUCCAAGCCAGACAGUGAGGGUGAGCAGGGGGUCCAGGAGGUGUCCCUCUUGACUAAACACAGCACGGACAUGUGGAGCACGGUGGAGGCCUUGUUUAUCCAGGAUGGGCCUUUCCUGGUGGUCAGGCUCACUGUCAUGACCUACUUCGACGUCUUCCACCAGAUGCUGGUUUUCUUCGCCAUCAAGAACUUUCUUGUGGUCAUACUGAGCUUGUACAGGUUGAUCGUUAUAUGCCAGGACUUCAAACCCUCCAGCAGUAGAACCGGCAGGGGCAGCGCUGUCCCAUGUACUUUAUGAGCACAGGGGGGAGAGGAGAAUUGGGGAGAUGGAGAGAUGUUACACCCAAAGUUUUACAGUUACAGCAGAUUGGUAAAAACUACAAUUGGAGCAGGAAAAGAAGGAAAUGCUUGUUUUCUUCUCACAAUGUACUUAACUCUGUGGAAUCAAUUGGAUGUGAAUAAUAAACACUGUUGGGGGCAGAAAACAGUGAGCAAACAUUUUCUUAUAAUUGCAAGGGGAUGAGUUGGCAAGUUCACAUUCCACAAUCCAACACAUUUCAAAGCUCAUACUUCACCUCAUCGACAUUUCAGCCCCUAUGGAGCUUACCUUGGUCAACUCAGUUAAAACGGCGCCAUUUAUUCAGUAGUUAAAUGUGACUAUUUGCGCAUGGACAUGCUGGGCUAAAAACCUGUUUUAAAGAGGCCUUAUUGUUCAGCUGAAAAAGUGUAGUUUGACUGAUUAACUGAUAUGACAUUAUAAUAAAAUAAGUUACGUGCCAAGCAGGCUUUGUUUGUUUUUCUUUCCUGCUUUGUCUCUCCCUCCCCUCCCCUGUGUUUUCUUCCAUGUCCUCUACAGGCAUUAACAAGGUGAUUGGCUUGCAUCUGUGCCAUCCAGCCUUGCUGCUUAUUGGGCAACCAAUUCUGAAGCUGGUCAAUUGUUAUGCCAUGCCAACUAUAAAAGAAGCCUGCCAGAAGAGUUCAGGGGCAGACUCUUCAAUGUUGUUUGUGACUGGAUUGUGUAGGAGCAAACUUGGAAAAAUUAGAGGUCUAUGGAAAGAGGUUGGAUGUUAGGUAAGUUUGGGGUAUCCUAUACAUUUUUCACUCAUGUAGUUCAGUCUGUCUAGAAACACUAGGUUUAGUGGUUGGUGCCACCUCUGUAAGUCUUUAGUUCUUGUUGUAGAUAUGAUAGUUGAGCCUUUUUGUUUGUACAUUUGUUUCUAGAGGUACCUUAGCUAAGGCUGGUUUUGUUGUAUCUCACCUCAUUUUGUUUGGCACAACCUACCCUGUCCAAUCCUCUCAAGUACUUUGAGAACCUUUUGUAGUAUGUUAAUGGCAUUUUAUUGGAAAUAAAUAACUUUGUCACUGCCA